AUGGCGACUCUUCGAACCUUAUGGCAGCUGCAUAACGCAGCAGGGGAAGCUCCUGCUGUCGUGCGGGUCAAAAACCUGCAGGCCACAGUCAAGGGCCCCAACGACGCCUGGGGUAGGCAGAACAGGCCGCAGACGAUCCUGAUAUCAUGCGAGGUCGAGCUGCGGCAGCCCUUCCGGAGCACGUCGUCGACGGAUGCCCUCCAAGAGGACACGGUGCACUACGGCCAGCUCAGCAAGGCCAUCAUGGUGAGCCUCGAGCGCCUCGCCGUCGAGUCCUCCCCCGAGGUCGUUGCCCGCCCCAGGCAUCUUAGCGAGGUCCUCACGCGCAUCUGGAUCGACCUCACCGGCAUCCAUCCGGCCGGCACACCAGACAAGAACCAAGAGCCGUUUCUGAAGAACCUUGCCGCUGUUCGCUGCAUCAAACUGACUGGUCUGCUACCCAAGGCGUCGCUCGUAGGGGACGGUCCCAGCCUCACUUUCACAGGUGUUUUCGACAACGACGUCAACGGGACACCAAUGCCGCUGUUCGGCCGGACGUUGCGGCUGCACAACCUAGUGGUGCCAACACUCAUAGGCAUAAACGACAACGAGAAGAAGGCCAAGCAGACGGCUGUGGUUAGUGUUGAGAUUGACCACCUCGAAGCCACGGCGGAUGAAUACAACAUUAUAGAAUCCAAAAUAGUCGAGAGAAUGGAAAGCUCGUCAUUUGGAACCCUCGAGGCGCUCGCGACAGCCCUGGCGGAAACAAUCACCUUGUGCCUCGGGCAGGGCUCGGCAUGGGCGGGUCGCUCCGGCACCACGGGAUCGCAACUCAAGAUCACGGUAGCAAAACCGAUUGCCGUGGUCUUUGCUGAUGCGCCGAGCGUCGUGUUGCGAAUCAACACCCGCGACGUCAACCGGCCAGGGGUUUAA
This is a messenger RNA of Drechmeria coniospora, 912 nucleotides long. RefSeq names its product dihydropteroate synthase. Gene Ontology annotation, biological process: folic acid-containing compound metabolic process. The record is from RefSeq and is a predicted model, not a curated record. Lineage: Eukaryota; Fungi; Ascomycota; Sordariomycetes; Hypocreales; Ophiocordycipitaceae. Bases 1 to 912 code for a protein of 303 amino acids. Gene Ontology annotation, molecular function: dihydroneopterin aldolase activity. The transcript has 2 exons. Gene Ontology annotation, cellular component: cytoplasm.